Messenger RNA from Leptinotarsa decemlineata (Colorado potato beetle), 833 nucleotides. Its product is annotated as RNA-binding protein pno1. Gene Ontology annotation, molecular function: RNA binding. Gene Ontology annotation, cellular component: nucleus. The record is from RefSeq and is a predicted model, not a curated record. NCBI's taxonomy places the organism in Eukaryota, Metazoa, Arthropoda, Insecta, Coleoptera, Chrysomelidae.
AUUAACCUUCUUUUCAACAGUGACACGAAGGUGAUACUAUUAUAUAUGUGGUGUUUAUUUCUUAUUUUAUUUUCUAGUUUCUGAAAAUAUUUAAAAUAUGGAUGAUAUUAACAUAGAUACAAAUAGUUUCGUCGCUCAGUCUAGAAAGAGACCCAACUCUACUGAAGAAACUAAAAUGGAAGUUGAAGUUCACAAUGGAAUAGAAGGUAAUAGUAAAAAUAGACCACCGAAAUAUAAAAGGAAGCGAACCCAAUCAGACGUAGCAAAUAAAAAUGAAAUGAGAAAAAUCUUAGUACCUUCUCAUCGAUACACUGCAAUGAAAGAAAACUGGAUGAAAAUUUUUACCCCUAUAGUGGAACACUUGGAAUUACAAAUUCGGUACAAUUUGAAAUCGAAAAAUAUUGAAAUAAGAGCUUGUGAACAAACCAAGGAUAUCGGUAAUUUACAAAAAGCAGAAGAUUUUGUGAAGGCUUUCGUUUAUGGUUUUGAAGUUGAAGAUGCCUUGGCCCUCCUUCGUCUCGAUGAUUUAUUCGUAGAAACCUUUGAAAUAAAAGAUGUCAGGGCUCUCAGAGGUGAUCAUCAAUCUAGAGCAAUUGGAAGAUUAGCAGGAAAGGGUGGUAGAACCAAGUUUACAAUUGAGAAUGUAACGAAAACCAGAAUAGUUUUGGCAGACAGUAAAAUACACAUUUUAGGAAGUUUUCAAAAUAUUGCCUUGGCCAGGAGAGCAAUAUGCAACUUAAUAUUGGGCUCUCCUCCUUCUAAAGUGUACGGACAGCUAAAAAAUGUAGCAUCUAAAGUAUCCCUGAGAAUGUAAUACAUUAUCAAAUAAGGAA